AUGGUCAAUGGGGUUCCAGGUGCUAAGUUUAGAAGCUCUCGUGGCCUUAGGCAAGGAGACCCCUUGUCACCAUUCUUAUUCACCAUGGUUAUGGAGGGUUUCUGCCGGAUGAUUGCAAAAGCGGAAGAAAAUGGUCGGAUAGCUGGUUUUAAGGUCUCAAUGGACGGACCCGUUGUGUCUCACUUGCUUUUUGCGGAUGAUACAUUACUUUUUAGCGCAGACGAGGCUCAAAGCAUCCACACCAUGAGAGCAAUACUGACCUGUUUUGAGUUUGUAUCGGGAUUAAGUAUAAAUCUUACAAAAAGUACAGCAAUAAGUAUUGGAGAUACCACACAAGAUGAGAGACAGUAA
Molecule: messenger RNA, 351 nt
Organism: Papaver somniferum (opium poppy)
Lineage: Eukaryota; Viridiplantae; Streptophyta; Magnoliopsida; Ranunculales; Papaveraceae
Exons: 1
Coding region: 1-351 (116 amino acids)
Source: RefSeq, a predicted model, not a curated record